GUGCGGUAUGCGCAUUCCUCUCGGCUUCCUGAAAUGACUUUCUUGUCGGAGAGGGUCCAACAUCACUGUACCACCGGUUAUGAUGUUUUCCGGACUGUCUUGAAAUAAAGCGUCUUCCUGACCUCCACAUUGCUGCCAGAAUGUCCUCCAUAGAUCCCUAUCAGUACAUCAUAGUUGAGCAUCAGUAUUCUCAUAGAUUGAAAGUAAAUGUGGUGAGAGCUGAAAAUGUGACGAAAGGAGCAUUUGGGGAUUUAUUGGACACCCCAGACCCUUAUGUGGAACUGUCCAUUCCAACCACACCAGAGUCAAGAAAACGAACACGCCACAUAAAUAACGACAUUAACCCAAAGUGGAAUGAAACAUUUGAAUUCAUAUUGGAUCCCAAUCAACCCAAUGUUUUGGAGAUGACACUGAUGGACGCUAAUUAUGUCAUGGACGAAACUCUGGGCACAGCUAAAUAUUCCCUCUCAAAGCUCAAAGUGGGGCAGACAGAGCAUGUGAGCCUAUCUAUUGGCAAGAUGACAAAAGUGUUCCUCGACUUGUUCUUAGAAGUGUGUGCGUCCACAGACUUGCGCUUCAGCAUGGCACUGUGUGAUCAGGAGAAACUCUUCAUGCAGAUGCGCAGGGACAGAGUUAUGCUCAGCAUCAAGAAGCUUCUCAAAAUGGAAAACCCACACUUCCUUCCAGCCUCACCUAGAGAGGUUCCCACCAUCGCCAUUUUGGGUUCUGGAGGUGGUUUCCGUGCAAUGGUUGGUUUCUCUGGUGUGAUGAAGGCUUUGUAUGAAUCUGGGGUGCUUGACUGUGCAACAUACGUGGCAGGACUUUCUGGAUCAACAUGGUAUAUGUCCAUGCUGUACUCGCACCCUGAGUUUCCCGCUAAAGGCCCAGGGGAUAUUAAUAUGGAGCUGAUGAACAGAGUCAGCAAUAGCCCGCUCAAACUGCUCCUGCCCCAAAACAUCAACCGCUACGUUAAAGCGCUGUGGAAGAAGAAAUCGGCCGGACAGCCUGUCACCUUCACUGACAUCUUUGGGAUGUUGAUCGGAGAGACUCUUAUUCCAGGGAGAAUGGACACUAAACUGAGCUCCCUGCAGGCGAAAAUUAAUGAAGGUCAGAGCCCCCUUCCUCUCUUCACCUGUCUGCACGUCAAACCUGAUGUCUCUGAACUCAUGUUCGCAGACUGGGUGGAGUUCAGCCCGCAUGAGAUUGGCAUGGCCAAAUACGGCACCUUCAUGUCUCCGGGGCUGUUUGGGAGCAAGUUCUUUAUGGGCAACGUUGUGAAACAAUACGAGGAAAACCCCUUACAUUUCCUCAUGGGUGUAUGGGGCAGUGCUUUCUCCAUCCUCUUUAACCGGGUUCUGGGGGUGAAGGAGACAACCAGCAGUAGCACAAUGGAGGAGGAGCUGGAGCAAAUUAAACCCGAGCAUAUUGUGGGUGAUGAUUCAGCAGAUAAUGAGGAGGAAACUCAAAGGGGAGGCACAGAGAGCGCAGAGGCAGAAGAUGAGCGGCAGCGCCAUGCCCAGGCUAGCUGGGUUCAGCGCAUGUUGACCUCCAUAAUGGGGGACACCACCCUGUUCACCACACGUGAGGGCCGUGCCGGCAAGGUGCACAAUUUCAUGCUGGGACUCAACCUAAACUCCUCCCUGCCCUUCUCUCCCUUCAGCGGCCUCAUGAACCAGACCUCAGUGGAUGAGGAGGUUGAUGCUGUUACAGAUCCCGACGAGUUUGAGCGAAUCUAUGAGCCCCUAGAUGUGAAGAGUAAGAAAAUCCACGUGGUGGACAGCGGUCUUACCUUUAACCUGCCCUAUCCUCUCAUUCUGAGGCCACAGAGAGGAGUUGACCUCAUCAUUUCCUUCGACUUCUCAGCCAGGCCCAGUGACUCCAGCCCGCCAUUCAAAGAGAUACUGUUGGCUGAAAAAUGGGCCCGUAUGAAUAAGCUGCCAUUCCCUAAGAUCGAUUCGAAAGUAUUUGACCGAGAGGGUCUGAAAGAGUGCUAUGUGUUCAAACCCAACAAGGGAGACAAGAGCUGCCCCACCGUCAUUCAUUUCGUCUUGGCCAACAUCGACUUUCGGAACUUUAAAGCCCCAGGAGUUCCCAGGGACACAGACAAGGAGAUAGAGUUUGGCGACUUUGACAUAUUUGACGAUCCAGCCUCUCCCUUCUCUACUUUCAACUUCCAAUAUUCCAACCAGGCUUUCAAGAGGCUUCAUGACCUCAUGGAGUUCAACACGCUCAACAACAUUGAGGUUAUAAAAGAAGCAAUUAAAGACAGCAUUCUGCAGAGACGAGAGAACCCCUCACGCUGCUCAGUUUCCCUAUCACUCAGUGAGAUUGAAAACAAGAAGUUCCUGAAACGAGAUACCAGCAAUGCAAAACGACACACCUAACAUAUAGCUACAAAAAGCUACGCAAAAGCCUUGACGUCUGAGAAUUCAUUGGUCCACUGGUGCUGGUUCUCAUUCAGCCAUUUCAUGAGAAUCACUGAGCAGAUUCAUCAGUCAAGACUGGAUUGACCUUAUUACAGGGUCAUUUUUAUGCUGCAUUCCAGACAACUUUGAAUUCUCCCACCUCCUACUUAAAGGGGUCCUAUUAUGCUCUUUUACAAAGUCAUGAUUUUGUUUUGGGCGUGUAC
Messenger RNA from Sinocyclocheilus anshuiensis, 2629 nucleotides. Its product is annotated as cytosolic phospholipase A2-like. NCBI's taxonomy places the organism in Eukaryota, Metazoa, Chordata, Actinopteri, Cypriniformes, Cyprinidae. Gene Ontology annotation, cellular component: cytosol; nucleus; endoplasmic reticulum. The record is from RefSeq and is a predicted model, not a curated record. The coding region runs from base 141 to 2384 and encodes 747 amino acids. The transcript has 18 exons. Gene Ontology annotation, molecular function: calcium ion binding; calcium-dependent phospholipid binding. Gene Ontology annotation, biological process: glycerophospholipid catabolic process.